Messenger RNA from Phodopus roborovskii (desert hamster), 1221 nucleotides. RefSeq names its product basic salivary proline-rich protein 3. The transcript has 2 exons. The record is from RefSeq and is a predicted model, not a curated record. The coding region runs from base 1 to 1221 and encodes 406 amino acids. NCBI's taxonomy places the organism in Eukaryota, Metazoa, Chordata, Mammalia, Rodentia, Cricetidae.
AUGCUGGUGGUCCUGCUGACAGUGGCCUUGCUGGCCCCGAGCUCAGCUCAGCACUCAAGUGAAGACCAAGGCAACCAGACACACCCUCGACCUCCUCGACCAGACCAAGGCAACCAGACACAGCCUCGUCCUCCUCGACCAGACCAAGGCAACCAGACACACCCUCGACCUCCUCGCCCUGACCAAGGCAACCAGACACACCCUCGACCUCCUCGCCCUGACCAAGGCAACCAGACACACCCUCGACCUCCUCGCCCUGACCAAGGCAACCAGACACACCCUCGACCUCCUCGACCAGACCAAGGCAACCAGACACAGCCUCGACCUCCUCGACCAGACCAAGGCAACCAGACACACCCUCGACCUCCUCGACCAGACCAAGGCAACCAGACACACCCUCGACCUCCUCGACCAGACCAAGGCAACCAGACACACCCUCGACCUCCUCGCCCUGACCAAGGCAACCAGACACACCCUCGACCUCCUCGCCCUGACCAAGGCAACCAGACACACCCUCGACCUCCUCGCCCUGACCAAGGCAACCAGACACACCCUCGACCUCCUAGCCCUGACCAAGGCAACCAGACACAGCCUCGUCCUCCUCGACCAGACCAAGGCAACCAGACACACCCUCGACCUCCUAGCCCUGACCAAGGCAACCAGACACACCCUCGACCUCCUCGCCCUGACCAAGGCAACCAGACACACCCUCGACCUCCUAGCCCUGACCAAGGCAACCAGACACAGCCUCGUCCUCCUCGACCAGACCAAGGCAACCAGACACAGACUCGUCCUCCUCGACCAGACCAAGGCAACCAGACACACCCUCGACCUCCUCGCCCUGACCAAGGCAACCAGACACACCCUCGUCCUCCUAGACCAGAUCAAGGCAACCAGACACACCCUCGUCCUCCUCGACCAGACCAAGGCAACCAGACACACCCUCGACCUCCUAGCCCUGACCAAGGCAACCAGACACACCCUCGACCUCCUCGCCCUGACCAAGGCAACCAGACACACCCUCGACCCCCUCGCCCUGACCAAGGCAACCAGACACACCCUCGACCUCCUAGCCCUGACCAAGGCAACCAGACACAGCCUCGUCCUCCUCGACCAGACCAAGGCAACCAGACACACCCUCGACCUCCUCGACCAGACCAAGGCAACCAGACAUACCCUCGUCCUCCUCGCCCUGACCAAGGCAACCAGACACACCCUUGA